Molecule: messenger RNA, 1038 nt
Organism: Emericellopsis cladophorae
Lineage: Eukaryota; Fungi; Ascomycota; Sordariomycetes; Hypocreales; Bionectriaceae
Exons: 2
Coding region: 1-1038 (345 amino acids)
Source: RefSeq, a predicted model, not a curated record
AUGGCGUCGGCGUCGAGUCGCGUGGAUGCCUUUGCGCUGUUCGUCCCCGUGGUGGUUCCGCUGAUGCUCGGGGGCGGAGGUUAUGCGGCCUACAAGGUCGACUGGAAGACGGCCAUCACCCACUUUCUGACUGGACCGGGCAGAACGUCGAGGAUCCUCAUGCUCUUCUUCUGCUGGUUCAAUUGGAAGAACUUGCCCUUUGCGUGGACGUUCCGCGUCUUCUACACCAUCAUGUACCAUCACUUCAUUCGCAAAUCCCCGCCACUUGGCCCACGAGCCCUGUACAAGCCCAUGAUCUCGACGACCAGGGCUCCUCUCCUCGAGAUCGACUACAACCUCCACAAGUCCAACAGUACCUUCUUCACUGACCUCGAUGUCUCCCGGUCGCACCUUGUCUCAUACCUGCUUCGCUCCACAAUGCGCAAGCUUACCCACAACACCCGAUCGCGCCUCGUUCUCGACCCCAAGACCAAAGAGCCGGUGAGUGGCCCAUUGGGCAUCUUGCUCGGCGCUGUGACAUGCAGCUUUAAGAAGGAGUGCCCGCCGUUCAAGCAGUACGAGGUGUGGAGCCGGAUUCUGUGCUGGGACAGGAAGUGGCUGUACGUGAUCACCCACUUUGUGCCCAAGGGUACUGCGAAGCCGACCGAGUGGCUGGACCCUGGGUUCCGUGGUGUCAAGGUCCGUAGCGGGCAGGAUGCCACAGGCGGCUGGGAGCGCAAGAUCAUUGCGACGGCGAUCAGCAAGUACGUCUUCAAAGUUGGACGUCUGACCGUGAACCCGGCGCUCAUGCUCUCCGAUGGCGGGAUGCUCCCUGAGCGCCCGGGUGGUUGGAUGAGCGGCGAGGCGCAGGUCGGCGAUGAGAGCGUCGAUCUGAGCGACGUCGACUUGGACAAGGACGGGGAAUGGGAUUGGAGGCGCGUCGAGGCCGAGAGGAGGAGGGGCAUGGAGCUUGGAUCCAGGUUCCACGAGCUCGACAAGGCGCACGACCUGUUUGACGGCGGAAGCCAGGGCGCUCUUCGAACGGCGUGGCCUAACUAA